Molecule: messenger RNA, 678 nt
Organism: Capronia coronata CBS 617.96
Lineage: Eukaryota; Fungi; Ascomycota; Eurotiomycetes; Chaetothyriales; Herpotrichiellaceae
Product: translation initiation factor 4E
Exons: 3
Coding region: 1-678 (225 amino acids)
Biological process (GO): translational initiation
Cellular component (GO): cytoplasm; eukaryotic translation initiation factor 4F complex
Molecular function (GO): translation initiation factor activity; RNA 7-methylguanosine cap binding
Source: RefSeq, a predicted model, not a curated record
AUGGCCGAAGUUGAGACGCCGCAGCCCGUGCCUGGCCCAGUUUCCGAUGAGAACACUGCGCCCUCUUCGGACGAGAUCAAGACGGUUUUCCACGACGUGAACAACUUCAAUGUCAAACAUCCUCUUCUCAACAGCUGGAGCCUCUGGUUCACGAAGCCCCCCUCAUCGAAAGGCGACAACUGGAAUGACCUUUUGAAAGAGGUGAUUACAUUCGACACGGUUGAAGAGUUCUGGGGAGUUUAUAAUAAUAUUACCGCAUGUUCCGAUCUCAGUCACAAGUCCGAUUAUCAUCUCUUCAAAAAAGGCGUUCGACCGGAAUGGGAAGAUCCUCAGAACAAGCACGGAGGCAGAUGGUCGUACACGUUCAAGGACAAGAAGGCGGUUAACAUCGAUGAGCUAUGGCUCCAUGUGCAACUUGCGGCAAUCGGCGAGACGCUCGAAGACGAAGGUGACAAUGAGAUCAUGGGAGUCGUCGUCAAUGUGAGAAAGGCAUUCUACAGAAUCGGACUGUGGACGCGUACCACUGGGAAGGGUGGCGGUAAGGACACCUUGAUGAAGAUUGGCACACGGUUCAAGGAGGUUCUCCAGAUCCCGGCCAACGAGGCCAUCGACUUCUCUGGCCAUACCGACGCAGCGCAUGCCGGCAGCACCCGAGCAAAAACGAAGUAUACUGUGUGA